This is a messenger RNA of Cimex lectularius (bed bug), 1547 nucleotides long. RefSeq names its product protein AKTIP homolog. The transcript has 8 exons. NCBI's taxonomy places the organism in Eukaryota, Metazoa, Arthropoda, Insecta, Hemiptera, Cimicidae. The record is from RefSeq and is a predicted model, not a curated record. The coding region runs from base 348 to 1211 and encodes 287 amino acids.
UUUAGUUCAUUCCCAAAUUGAAUGGUGAUCAAUUUUUAAAUCAAUUUUGCCAUCUGUUUGAUUAGUUAAAGUGCUUUUAAUAUCUCUGCUUUUAUAAUCAAGUUGGAAUUUAAUUGUCGUUUUCAAGUCUUUCCAGAAAAAAAUUUGUUGCUGAGUACUAGCAAUCUAAAAACCUAUUCAACACAGAUUCAUAUUAAACUAUAGCCAACAUAAACAUACUAUUUAUUCUGAUAAUGUUUUAAAAAAAUGGGACAAAUGCAGAAAAAGCUUCAGAAUACUUUGGCUUUGUAUGUUAAUUCUACAGAGUGCAUGAAAGUGAGUCAUUAGUUCGAAUACCCCGUUUAAAGAUGGAUGGCUAUUUUGUGAGAGGAAAAUGCGAAUUUAUCCCGAUGGAAAUCAUUUUGCCGGAUAAACCAGACAAAGAAGCUCCUGAGCCAAAAAUUGAGAGGGUCGGCUCAAUUAGGAAAUUUCUCAGUUCUCUAGUCGGGGGCGACUCCCUUAUAAGCCUUUUCUCAAAAAUGAUCGACAAAAAGACCCAGCCCAAAGGAAGAAUCUCAGAAAGAUACUCACAUUUUAUGCGCGAGUAUCCUGUAAUAACAGAAUUUAAUAUAAUGUGUAAAAAUCUACUACCUGGUGUUUAUGUCAUACCAUCUGCCAAUUCUGGAUUUGUUUGGUUUGGUGUAGUGUUCGUUCGAAAUGGCAUAUAUAAAGGAGGAAUAUUUAAAUUUAAUGUGAGAAUUCCUGAGAAUUAUCCAGAUACUUUUUCACCAACUGUAGAUUUUGAUACGAGGGUGUUCCAUCCAAGUGUCGACGAGGAAACCCAAGAGCUGAACAUUCGGCUCAUCUUUCCAGAAUGGUCUCGCCAGGCGAACCACAUAUGGCAAAUCCUCGAAUACACUCGGUCGAUUUUCUACGAAAUUAACACCCUUUGCCCUUUUAACUACAAAGCAGCAAAAAUGUACGAAAACGAUUACGAACAAUAUGUCAAGUUGGCAGAAGAGUGUGUAGAAGAGAGCAAAAGGACAGCUUUUGAAAUCUCCAACCCGGACGACCCCCAUUCCUUCUGUUUCUCAGAGUUCGAUGAAAGUGUUCAUAGGCCCAUUUUGAACCAACUCAGAGAUCCAAAACAAGUUUGGAGGGAAGAAUCUCCUUCAAUAAGCCACAGGGAGAACGGUACUUCUAAACCUUACUUACAGUUACCUUCGUCCUGACACAUAUCGCUAUCAAAAUUCUUCGAGUCAAAAGUGCGUAUGAUCGUUAAAUAUUUGAUCUGAAGCUAAAGGCUUUGCUCCUGCCCUUUGAAAAUUUGUGUCACGUCGAGGCACACUUCUGUUAAAUGCAAUUAGCUUUAAUCCUUCCUGUAGCCUUACAAGAAAUGUCCAUGCCUUAUACAGUGAGAGUAAAGAAAACAGUUUUUCCUGUCACAUCAGUCAAUGAUAUGGAGAUAUCAUAGCCAUUUUUCCUUCUUCAUGAAAUAAGCGAUGUUUUGCUUUCUUUUCGUCUUAGUAUGGCGCAAAGUUUAAAAUGUUGCCUAUUUUUUAAUUCAA